AUGGACCAUACUUGUAGCGGUGUUACCGUCGUUCCCGUUACCAUUAUUACAGGAUUUUUAGGAUCCGGGAAGACCACUCUCCUGAAUCACAUUCUUAAAGACAAGUCUCAUGGAAUGAAAUUUGCCAUUAUUGAGAAUGAAUAUGGAGACGUCAGUGUUGACGAUACGGUCAUUACGGAGCAGCCCCAGGAUGAAGUAAUUGAGGUCAUGAAUGGAUGUCUAUGUUGUACUGUCCGGGGUGAUCUUGUCAAGGUUCUGAAGAGAUUAUACAGACGAAUGAGCCAGUUUGACGGCAUUAUCAUUGAGACUACUGGAAUGGCGGAUCCUGCACCUGUUUGCCAAACCUUUUUCGUAGAAGAACACAUGAAAAGGCUUUUCCGCUUGGACGCAGUCAUCACCGUUGUUGAUAGCAAGAAUAUCAUCGAACGCCUCAACGAAGAAAAGCCAGCGGACGCAGUCAACGAAUCCGAAGCUCAAAUUGCAUUUGCAGAUAAAGUUCUGCUAAACAAAGUGGAUCUUUCGUCGGAAGACGAAUUGGUCAAGAUUGAAGAAAGAAUCAAGUCCAUCAACCCAAAUUGUUCCAUUACUCGCUGCAAAGAUGGGAACGUUAAUCCCCAAGAUCUUAUAAAUAUCCAAGCCUUUGACGUGAGGCGGGCUCUUGAUCUGGACGAAGACUUCCUUGACGAAUUUAGUGAACCAACUCAGCACGACUCCACUAUAGGCAGUAUUGCUGUCAAGCUCGAGGGAAGUGUCAACAUGGCCAUGCUUGAGACUUGGAUCCAACGACUCCUUGGAGAAGAUGGCGCCAAGCUCUAUCGAUACAAGGGAAUUAUUUCGGUGAAAGGAAUGCCGUUAAAGUUCAUCUUCCAAGGUGUUGGUAUGAACUUCGAUGGUGGAUUCUGUGACAUUGAAUGGGGAGAAGAUGAAAGACGUGAAUCUCGGUUUGUUUUUAUUGGCAAGAACCUCGAUGAUAAACUGUAUCGCGAUGGAUUCAUAGCCUGCAAAGCGGAUACGCCACUUCGUUUUGAAGUUGGCGACAUGGUUGAAUGCCAAAUUGACGAAGCCUACGUAGUCGGGAAAAUCCUCAUGCAGUGGGAGGAAGGGAACGCCUACCGUAUUGAAGUGCAAAAUGCGGAUAGGUCAAAUGUUUGGGCUCCUGUUGACAUUGACGCAUAUGUUCGGACCGUCAAGUCCCCUAGGUAG
Molecule: messenger RNA, 1203 nt
Organism: Cylindrotheca closterium
Lineage: Eukaryota; Bacillariophyta; Bacillariophyceae; Bacillariales; Bacillariaceae
Source: the annotation of a GenBank genome assembly